AUUUCUUUGAAGUUGAUUCUGUGAAAAACAAUUUGAAAAAAGACAACGAACGAUUGCAUUUGAGAUUUUACUUAAUGGCUAGCAACACUUCCAACAUAUUGCUUUCAAAUAAUACAUUUUGUGAUGGUCAUUGUUAUGAAAUCGUUCUUCGUGAUUUUAAGUCGUCAAUUGUGACAAAAUAUCCUCAGUUUUAUGCAGAAAAUAAGACGUCUCUUAACAUGUUAUCGACUUUUGAUCCAAUGCCAGUUGAAAUAAUUCAAAAGAAUGAUGGAGAGUUGAUUGUAAAUGUACCAGGUUAUGCAGAACCUCUUGUGAAAUAUUUGGAUCCAAAACCUGUGAUAUCAAGUUUUUUAGCUUUGGUUCUGGUUCUAAAACCCCAGCAAAGUGGUUCUACAACUGCGAAUUCAAUGAAAAUUCCAACAAAGAGGCCCAAAAGAUGUGUGACUGUGGAGUUAAAAAUGUCAGCAGUAUUAAUUCAGGAGGAGCUGCAGAAAUAAAACAAGAAGAUUGUCUUAACAAACAAAUGAACUUCAAAGAAAAAAACAAUGAAGAUCAACUAUUAUUAUUGGCGUCAAAGUUGUCAGCCAUAGAUUCCCGUAUUACAAACUUGACAGAUUCUUUUUUGUCUGAUUGUGUUGAAACAGAAACAAACUCCAAAGAAAAAAACAAUGAAGAACAAUUAUUAACUUCAAAGUUAUCGUCCACAGAUCCUAGCAUGAUCAAGUUGAUGGAUUCUUUUUUGUCUAGAACUAUACCCUUAAACAGACAUAAUUCAUUUUGUAAUGCCUUAGUUCCAACACUGAACAAUUUUGAUGACGAUCAAGUGAUAGAGUUUCAACAGGGAGUUAUUGAGCAGAUGAAAAAAAUCAAAAACAGAAACACUCCAACAACAACAAUAGAACCGAUACCUGAAAUAGAUGUACUGAGAGGAAAUUGAAGUAUCUUCGCAUCAUGGUCAUAGAUCCUGAAAUAGAUGGUAUUUGAAGGAAAAACUUCUCCGGUCAUUUUAAUUUUCUUUUUCUCCGAAAUUUGUAAAGCUUUAUUAUUUUUAAUUUUUUUUUUUGUGUAUGAUUCUAUCAAUUCUAGUAAAUUAAUUAAAUAAAUAUGCUUUGUUAAGAAU
Messenger RNA from Episyrphus balteatus (marmalade hoverfly), 1120 nucleotides. RefSeq lists its product as uncharacterized. The record is from RefSeq and is a predicted model, not a curated record. NCBI's taxonomy places the organism in Eukaryota, Metazoa, Arthropoda, Insecta, Diptera, Syrphidae. The transcript has 4 exons. Bases 75 to 497 code for a protein of 140 amino acids.